Messenger RNA from Thermothielavioides terrestris NRRL 8126, 2842 nucleotides. RefSeq lists its product as uncharacterized. NCBI's taxonomy places the organism in Eukaryota, Fungi, Ascomycota, Sordariomycetes, Sordariales, Chaetomiaceae. The transcript has 3 exons. The coding region runs from base 83 to 2683 and encodes 866 amino acids. The record is from RefSeq and is a predicted model, not a curated record.
UCCUUGAUUGCCCGCAGCCUACAUACUGCUUCGCGAUUUUUUGAGAUUACGCGGCGGGGUGUGACCACACGUACAACCCACCAUGCCCGAAGUGUACCGGGAGUCUCGCUAUGUGCGGGAGCGGGAGCGGGACUCGUCUCCCUCUAGCGACGAGGAGUACAAGAGGACGACGGUGCGCCGGUACAAGGUGAAGCCAGACCGCGUGGAGCGCGUGGAGCGCGACGUCGAUAUCGUCGAGGUGGACCGCCGCAUGGAUCGUCUGUACAUCCCGGAGCGACCGCGGUCCGCCUUCGACCCCUCCCCCCACAGCGCAACCUAUGUCGAGCGCCAGGUCAUUGAGCGCGAGCGCGAGCGCGAGCCCAGAGACGAGCACUACACCCGGGUGGACCGGGUCGAGUAUCGCGGGGACGGGCCCCGGGGUACUGUGGUGGAGCGGGAACGGGUCGUCGAGCGCGAUGACCGCGACGUGCACCUCCCCGAGCGGACGCGCACGGUAGUUGAGAGAGAUAUUGUGGAGCGCGACCGCGAUGCCGAGUACCACCGUGAGAGGGAUCGCGGCAGGGUCAUUUACGAGGCCACCAAGGAGGUUGACCGAGUUGACCACGUCUAUUCGCCGAGGGAUUUGGAACGCCGCUCGUACUGGGAUGACGAGGAGGAGACGGAGGUGCGCGUUGAGAGGAGAGUCGAGCGCCGGGAUUCUCAUGGCCACGAAAUCCGCGUAGAACGCCGGGUCGAAGAACGGCGUGAAGAAGGCCCCGAGGGCGAGCGCUGGCGCAAGGAAACCGAGUACUAUGAGCCGGCCCAGGGUCCGAUCGUCAUUCGGCCGCGUCCCGCCGAGCAGAAGAUCAUCCUCCAGGAGGCCCCGCCGACCACUGUCGUCAUCCGUGAGCAGACACCAGACACUAGGGAGGUUGCCGUUGCGCGUCGCGCUUCGCGCGAUGGCGAAUAUUACUAUCACCGAGAGUCUCGUGAGGUUGGACCUUACCGCGGAGAGCGCCGCGAGGAGGAGGUUGCGGUCGCGCGCUAUGAGGACGAUGACCGGCACCGCCACCACCACCACCACCGCCAUCACCAUCGCCAUCAUCGCCAUCACCAUGAUGCCUACAGCGACGCCGAGUCUGACGAUGGAUACUACGUCAAGCGCACCGUCGUCCGCCGGGAGCGCAGCGAGUCGAGCAGCCCGCACCGGAAGCGCCAUCUCGCCGAAGGCGCUCUUGCUGGCGCCGGCAUCUCGGCAAUUCUCGCUUCUCGGCGUGACUCCAACGGCGAGUUCCGACAACAUCGCGGCCGUAAGGUUCUUGCGGGCGCUGCCCUCGGCGCCCUCGGCACCGAAGUCGUAAGGCGCGCACACAGUGCGUACCAAGAGCGGUUUGGGGAUGACGACCGGAGAGAGCGCUCUCGGUCUCGCUCACGGGCGCCUCAUUCCCGGCUCAAGACCGGCCUAGGUAUCGCUGCUGUUGCUCUCGCGGCUGCCGGCGCGGCCAAGUACUACCAGAGCAGCAAGAUCGAGAAAGAGGAAAUGAAUCGCGGUCGCGCGCUCCACCGCGACAGCGACAGCGAGCGGUCUCCCAGCCGGAAGCGCUCCAGGAGCAGGGCUUCAUCGCUCGCCAAGGCCGGUCUGGGCGCGGCAGCCCUGACCGGGCUGGUCCAGCACUACCGCCACAAGAGCAAGUCGCGGGAUGGCAAGAGCCGGUCUCGGUCACGCCUCCGCACGGGCGCUGAGAUGCUAGCCGCCGGCCUGGCCGGCGCGGGCGCCAAGAAGCUGUAUGACCGCCACAAGGAGAAGAAGGAAGCAGAGCGCGACCGCGACCGCGGGUACAGUGAUGACGAAUACUACGAAGACGACGCGCGCGACUACAACCGCCGCAGCAGGAGCAGGAGCUUGAGCCGGUCCGGACCCACGUACCCCGACGGUGACCCUUCCGCAGCUGAUCCUGAACUAGGCAUGGUUGAAUACGGGGCCCACCCCCUGUACGCGAACCCCGCGUACCCGGCGGACGGAGACCAUAUGGGGCGAGCGGCAGCGGGGUAUGACUCCGCGGCGGAGUAUGACUCUGCGGUGGAGGAGAGGAGCCGCAGGCGUCGGAGGAGCCAUGGCCGGAGAAGGGCGAGGGGCGAGGACGACUACUCUGCGGACAGCGAGGCGGAAACGGACUACGACAAGAAGGCGGCGAAGAAGCGCAGCGGGAGCAGGCUGCGCGACCUCGCUGCCGGCGCCGCGGCUGCUGGCGCGGCAGCCAUUGGCAUCAAGAAGUUCAAUGAACGGAGAGCGAAGGAGAAGGAGAGGGAGGAGAAGGCGGAGGCGGAGCGCGAGAAAGACAGGGAGCGGAACAGGGAGCGGGAAAGAGAUAAGGGAAAGGAAAGGGACCGGCGGCGCUACGACGCCGAAGCCUCGGCAGACGAGUAUGACGGCUACGGGCGUCGAGGAGCCUCACCACCCAAUGCGUCCGGUGGUUUCUACAACCCUCCCCCGCCGGCGCCUCCGGCACCACCGGCUGGAAUGAAUGGCUUCACGCAACAUCCCAACGUGGCCACCACCAACCUCCACCAGCAGUACACGCCAUACCCGGGCCCGGGCAACGUGGACUUUACAGCCAUGCCGGCUCCACCUCCGAACUCGGCUGGAGUCCCUGACGGCGCACCUCCACCAUUUAACCCCAAGGACCCUGAACAUCUUGUGUAACUCCCACGCUCGCCCACGUUCCCCCGGCGCCCGUCUUCUCGGAGGCCGACCCCGAGACGCCUCGCACAUCGAAAUCGGUGACUUUCAUACCUCUGUCCCCAAAGUCGUCCGCCACGCUACGCCGCCAUCGCGAGGAACAAGCAACCAAGUCUGAGGCCG